Molecule: messenger RNA, 2680 nt
Organism: Cucurbitaria berberidis CBS 394.84
Lineage: Eukaryota; Fungi; Ascomycota; Dothideomycetes; Pleosporales; Cucurbitariaceae
Product: RNA exonuclease 3
Exons: 1
Coding region: 421-2406 (661 amino acids)
Cellular component (GO): nucleus
Molecular function (GO): nucleic acid binding; exonuclease activity
Source: RefSeq, a predicted model, not a curated record
CUCCAGCUAGGCCAGACUCACCUCACCCGUGUUGACCUCCACCAGUGAAGUCUCUCCAGACCUACUACUGCAGGGCUAUCAGUACAGGUCAUAGGCAAUAGCCCUGUUCAACAAUCGAGACAAACCCUGAUUUGCAUUGGCAUUAGCAAGGCUUGCCUUUCCCCGUCGCCCUUGCAUCUAUCGCUGGCGAAUGCGAUUUGAUACUGGCCCUCUCAUUUGAGCUUCUCUACUGAUUCACUGAGACACCAAGUAGUUCGCUGCUUAAACAACCCCAACUUCCUCUUGAGUCACUCUUUCAACCCUAUUCAUUGGUUCAAAUGAAACCAGUUAUAGACUCAACCUAGCUCGGUAUGUCCUGGGCAUACCGUAGCUUGCUAUCCUCAUACUCACAGAUAAGAGAUUAUUGCAAUCAAAUCCAGCAUGUGGCCUUCAAUUCCAGCUUACAGGAGCUUCGCAAACGUAGCGUGUCCUUCAGGUGCAAAUUGCGAGUUGCCUCACUGCAUCUUUGAGCACAAUGUUGCAAAAUCGCCAACUACACGCCAUUCCCCAGCGCUCGAAGUGGAAGGACUCGGGUUGGAACCACAUGCAAAGCGUUUGAAGCUCAACGACGGCACGGAGGAGCCCAUUGCGCAGGUCACACCUCCACGAACCCAGGCAAACCCCAAUGUCUUUGUUGGAUCAAUUAUACCCAGAGACAAUGCACAAACAAGCAAAGCAACAAGAGACACCCAAAUCACUCCGUCAAAGACAGUGGUCCAACCGGGCCCUCCCGCUACACUGCCGCGCUCUGCUACUCGACCAGUAUCGCCUCCUCCCACGAUUGCUGCCACAAAACCCACCACCAAACCUGAUGUCCCAAUUCCUUUGAUGCCGCGCAAACUGAGCAAAGAGCCGGCGACAUUCACCAAGAGAAUUACCCUUCUCAAAGCGUUACACGCCUACCUGAAGCCACAGAACGACAAAAUUGCUAAAGCAGUAAAACCCGAGAUCAAAGCUUUGCACCUGACUCCAAAUCAACUCAUUAGGCAAGCCGUAGACGAGGAAGAGAAGAUAGCCAAGGAGAGCGGUUCAGUAUACGAGAAUAUACUGAAACAGCGUUUGGUCAAGCUGAAGGCCAUGACGCCUGAACUGUGGGUCAAAGAGAGACGAGCGGCUUUGGUGAAAGAGAAGGGAGAUCCACCAAAGAAAGCACCGCCGAGCAAAGUUGAUACUGGCCUCUCCCCAAAAGAGGAGAUCAUUUUUCUUUCAGCCCUCAAAUGCCCACAGACUGGAUUGGACGCCCAUGGUUACGUUACCAAACUGCCAACCGAGGAGGAGCUGACGGAAGCCCGCAAGGUUCAUGAGAUGGCGGGUUUCUGGGAAGAGUGUGAUCGCUGUAACACGCGUUUUCAAGUCUUCCCGGAACGAAGAGAAGAAGACGGUGCACUCACGACUGGGGGCCAAUGCAAACACCAUUGGGGCAGACGCAAUUUCCCUAAGAGGGUCAAGAAUGCGGUUCCAGAACCCACAAGGCUGACGUGCUGCAACGAGCCAGUGGGAUCCCCAGGUUGUGUCACUCACGACACCCAUGUGUACAACGUGAAGGAUUCGAAGCGUCUCUCUCUCAUCAUGCCCUUUAUGGAAACGCCAGAAAACGACCAAGCACCACCACACACAGCCGUAUGCUUUGAUUGCGAAAUGGGCUACACAACCAACGGUCUCGAAAUGCUUCGCCUUACCGUCAUAUCCUGGCCAACCCACAAGCCGCUCAUCGACGUCCUAGUGCGGCCCCUCGGCCAUCUUCUAGACUUGAACACGCGCUUCUCCGGCAUCACAGCAGAGCAGUUCCUCAACGCAAAGCCGUACGACCCAGAAGACCCAAAGCCCGUCCGAAAAGAUCUGCGAAUCGUCGACUCGCCCUACAGAGCGCGCGAGCUCUUCUUUGCCCACGUCUCGCCCACGACGCCCGUUCUGGGUCACGCCCUCGAAAACGAUCUCAACACGAUUCGUAUCAUCCACCCCACUAUCAUCGACACAGUCCUCCUGUACCCGACGCGCCAAGGUCUACCAUACCGCCACGGACUUCGAAAUCUUGCAAAAAUGCACUUAGGGGAGGAUAUCCAGCAAGGAGGCGCUGCAGGACACGACAGUUUUGAGGAUGCCAGGACUACGGGUGAACUCGUUCGUUUCAAGGUCAAGGAGAAGUGGAAGGUGAUGAAGCAUGAUGGCUGGCAGGUUACGAGCGAUGGUGUUUUGCCGCCGAUGCCAAAGGGCACGCCGCCUCCACAGGCGCCUGCGGUUCCGUCGAUGGUUCCGGUGGCCUCGGUGGCUGUGCUGGAGGGGAAGCCGGCGGAGAAGCGGAAGUUUGAGGGGGAGUAUGAGGAAGAUGAGCAUGGUGAUGAACUAUCAGCGACGAAACAAGGUUAAUAUAGGAACAGACACUCAUUGCCAUGCCCUGUCUAACCUCCCAGAGCGAUAUAUAUUCUCAGCCUAUGAAGCCUCUACUAUUCAGGGACAAUUGUUCCAAGGCAUUUUGUCUGGAAGAGAUAAGCGAUUAUGUUUAUCUUGCUGUAGCAUAACGUUACGGAGUACGGAAUUUCUAGAGCCGGAUAUUCUCUCUACUUUGCAGCGAUGGACGCUGUUUGAAACAUGUCUGGCAAUCAUUUGCCAAUACAUGACACCGUUUUCAGGUGUCCUUCCC